Molecule: messenger RNA, 1243 nt
Organism: Cuscuta epithymum
Lineage: Eukaryota; Viridiplantae; Streptophyta; Magnoliopsida; Solanales; Convolvulaceae
Source: the annotation of a GenBank genome assembly
AGAAAAGCAAACAAGCUAAUUGAGCCAUACAUACAGAUACAAACCAAUUGCAGUAAUAUAUUCAUCAAUUCAAUGGCUGAAGUUUAUAACAACUUAAAGCUGGCUGUAUCUUGCACUAUCAUUUUGGCAUUUGUGUUUUCCUUUGGUUUCCAAACAGCAGUGGGAAGUAGAGCUUUAACCUACGCCCCCAAUGAAAAGGGGUCUGCAGCAUCACCGGCUGUGCCGCUUGGAGAUGAUUCCACAUGGACUACCCUCGGCCAUAGUCCGGGCAUAGGGCACAAUACCCCACCCCGGGCUUCGCGCGCUUUUGACACAUUUUCACAUGUGGAUGAUUUCAGACCGACUGACCCCGGUCACAGUCCCGGCAUCGGUCACUCAACCCCACCCCCUGCUUCGCUCGAUCUUGCCACGUUUUCACAUGUGGAUGAUUUCAGACCGACUGACCCCGGUCACAGUCCCGGCAUCGGUCACUCAACUCCACCCCCUGCUUCGCUCGAUCUUGCCACGUUUUCACAUGUGGAUGAUUUCAGACCGACUGACCCCGGUCACAGUCCCGGCGCCGGUCACUCAACCCCACCCCGUGCUUCGCGCGCUUUUGCCACGUUUUCACAUGUGGAUGAUUUCAGACCGACUGACCCCGGUCACAGUCCCGGCGCCGGUCACUCAACCCCACCCCGUGCUUCGCGCGCUUUUGCCACGUUUUCACAUGUGGAUGAUUUCAGACCGACUGACCCCGGUCACAGUCCUGGCGCCGGUCACUCAACCCCACCUCAGUCCCAGCAUCAUGGUUCGCGUCCGACUCGGCCCGGCCGGUCACAGUCACCGCGGUGGUCAAUGAAGACCGCUGCUGCCCCAGUUCAAAGUCCCGACCUUGCUCACUGAUCGAAAAUUUUCUCUAGCAUAUCUAUCAUGCGCGCUCCUUAUCGAAAAUGAUGCAGAUUAUCAUUUAUAGCCGUUCGUCAACCAAUACGUACCCCAUAUACACAUCGAUAUACAGUCUAGCAUAUUUAUUAAAUACUCCAUAAAUAAACUAUUAUGAAGUCGGAUUGGUUGAAUUAAAUACGUACGUAGUACUCCACAUAUAAUAAUGAUAAUAAUAGUAUAUGUAUGGGUAGGGCUUCUACUAAACUACAAGUCCCAACUCUCAUCCCCGGUUAGGUUUCAAUUGAUUUGUCUUGACGCAAGCUAUGUCUUGCGCAUGUAACAUUCAUCUUGCGAUCUCACUUUAUUUAAGCUUCAAUUA